AUGGGGAUCAGGCCACUGCCCUUGACAUCAUCAUCAGAUGUUCUGACUGUCAUGGAAAAAGUCACAGAUGAACCAGGGCCCCUCGAGGACAUCAAAGUCACAAUUCCAAAAGGAAACAUAUCCGUGGGUGUUUUAGGGGAGGAGUGUGUCCGUUUGCAGUGGAAAGACGGCCCCUGCACCUCCAGCCCUCACACCAAGGUUCCAAGCGAGAAGAGGGAGGAAGGGCAGGGACAAAGGGCCCUGAUAAAGAAGCAGCAGCAGGAUGUGGUUAGGUUUCUGGAAGCCAACAAGAUAGAGUUUGAGGAGGUGGACAUCACGAUGUCGGAAGAGCAGAGGCAGUGGAUGUACACGAACGUCCCCCCGGAGAAGAAGCCCGCCCAGGGCAACCCUCUGCCGCCGCAGAUAUUUAAUGGGAACCGGUACUGUGGAGAUUAUGACAGUUUCUUUGAAUCCAAGGAAAGCAACACAGUCUUUUCAUUCUUAGGCCUGAAAUCACAGUUGGCAUCAAAGGCAGAACCUUAGCGAAGACAAGCGGAAGAGGACGGAGA
Mesoplodon densirostris (Blainville's beaked whale) is the source of this 548-nucleotide messenger RNA. It is a transcript of the gene SH3BGRL2, whose product is annotated as SH3 domain binding glutamate rich protein like 2. The record is from RefSeq and is a predicted model, not a curated record. Bases 1 to 522 code for a protein of 173 amino acids. NCBI's taxonomy places the organism in Eukaryota, Metazoa, Chordata, Mammalia, Artiodactyla, Ziphiidae. Gene Ontology annotation, cellular component: cytoplasm. The transcript is spliced from 6 exons.